This is a messenger RNA of Heteronotia binoei (common prickly gecko), 1640 nucleotides long. RefSeq names its product claudin 2 (gene CLDN2). The transcript has a single exon. Bases 206 to 898 code for a protein of 230 amino acids. Gene Ontology annotation, biological process: calcium-independent cell-cell adhesion; bicellular tight junction assembly. The record is from RefSeq and is a predicted model, not a curated record. Gene Ontology annotation, molecular function: structural molecule activity. Gene Ontology annotation, cellular component: plasma membrane; bicellular tight junction. Lineage: Eukaryota; Metazoa; Chordata; Lepidosauria; Squamata; Gekkonidae.
CCCACCCACACUAAGACCAGCGUAGAAGGACCCAGAAUCCAGGACAGGGAUGGACAGGAGCAGAUAGAAAGAAGAGUCUGUCUGCACCCCAGGAUCACUCAUCACGAGAUGGGAAACUAGAUGAGUAGAGAGAUGAGCAGGAAGGAAAAAACUGGAAACCGUUGAUGAGAGACUGGAAGCCAAAAGAGAACGAGAAAGAGUGAAAAUGAUCUCCGUUGGCCUCCAGCUUGUCGGGUAUGUCCUUGGGAUCUUGGGCUUGUUGGGUACCUCGAUAGCCAUGCUCCUGCCCAACUGGAAAACCAGCUCCUACAUUGGCUCAAGCAUUGUUACAGCAGUUGGCUUCUCCAAGGGACUCUGGAUGGAGUGUGCAACCUAUAGCACAGGCAUCACCCAGUGUGACAUCUACAACUCUCUGCUCAGCUUGCCUACUAACAUCCAGGUGGCCCAGGCACUGAUGAUCACCUCCAUUGCAGUCUCCGUGCUGGCAUCUAUCAUUUGUGUCGCGGGGAUGAGAUGCACAAUCUUCUCUCAGGGCUCUCCUGCCAAGGACCGGAUAGCUGUGUUUGGAGGGGUGGUCUUUGUGAUUGGGGGACUGCUCUGCUUCAUCCCUGUGGUGUGGAAUUUCCAUAUGAUCCUCCGUGACUUCUAUAACCCCAUUGUCCCUGACAGCAUGAAGUUUGAGAUUGGCGAAGCUCUCUACCUGGGCAUCCUCUCCUCCUUGACCUCCCUCAUCGGCGGCUUCAUCCUCUGUUCCUCAUGCCCUCCUCGGGAAUCACACACGGCUCGUUAUACUCCUUACCGUGCUAAAACCCUGGGUAGCAGGAACCCAUCACCACCUGACAUGACUCAAAAGACCAAGAGUGAGUUCAAUGCUUAUAAUCUGACUGGCUACGUGUAACAGCAACUGGACUCAGCAGCCAGAGGGGCCCAAGUAUACCUCCACUGCCCUCUCGUCAUGUAGGUGAACCAAACAGGUAAGCAACAGCCAUGCCUGUUCUUCCUACCCUCUUCUCUACGAGCACGACUUACCACUCAAGCCGCAAUUUCUCCCAGACCCUGCCGACAGCACCACAUGGUGUGUUGCUUGAACACCACCCUCUGGUUCUUUGAGGACAUCAGAGCUAAAUUUCCUUUGGGGGAAAACUAUUCUUGCAUUCUGAGUGGCCAAAUGAUGGGAAUCACAUUCAACAUCUUCAAGACAACAGGCUGCCAGUGCACAGCAUGGAACAGGCACGUCAGGACAUCUGCCAAACUCCAGUGGCUGUUGCAUCCUUAAAGGACAUACAAGGCUGGCCUGUCGCUUACAGAAGAUGUCGGAAUGGAGAGAGGGUGGGAGAGGAGCAGAAAUCUGAACUGCUGGGUGGAAUUUGUAUUUUUGAAGGAAGUUUUCUGUUUCUCAGUAGAGGGGGAGUGAAAAAUGCUGCUUUAAGCUGUAAUCCAGGAAGAAAUGCAGUCUGCAGAACUGUGCCUGUACGGUGGGUGACUGAGAAUGAGAUGCCUUCUCACCCUUGGCAGAAGCCCAGCAUAUUCCCUGUGCAGCCAGACUGCCCUGUGCCCGUUUGCUUGGCAGGGGGUGGUUCCUCAACAAAGCGUUUCAAAGGGGGGCCAUGAAGUGCCCAUUAGUAAAACAUUUUGUCUGA